Messenger RNA from Colletotrichum orchidophilum, 2190 nucleotides. Its product is annotated as L-serine ammonia-lyase. Gene Ontology annotation, molecular function: L-serine ammonia-lyase activity; 4 iron, 4 sulfur cluster binding. The transcript has a single exon. The record is from RefSeq and is a predicted model, not a curated record. Gene Ontology annotation, biological process: gluconeogenesis. Lineage: Eukaryota; Fungi; Ascomycota; Sordariomycetes; Glomerellales; Glomerellaceae. Bases 1 to 2190 code for a protein of 729 amino acids.
AUGAGCCGUCCUUCGAUCCAGCGGCUUGCCCAGCUGCGUGGGGCAUCAUCGGCUCGACGCGCUUCAACGCGGCUCGCCGGCCCCAGGUACCAGACUCUCUCGGCCAGCAACCCGACAACUCGGCAAGAGAUCCGACAGACUGCUGGUCCCUCGACCUUCACAGGUCUGCAACAAGCCAAGAAGCUAUUCCACAGUACAGCCCAGAGACGCAAUGAGGCCGCCGAAGAUGAGGAGGAUGCGGGAAGCUACAGCGAGGCCGACCACGAGCAUGCCGUCAUCUCCACGUUUGACCUGUUCUCCAUUGGCAUCGGGCCGUCGUCGUCUCACACCGUCGGCCCCAUGCGGGCCGGCAACAUCUUUGUGGCCGACUUGGUGGAGGCGAACCUCUUGCACAAGGUCAACAAGAUUCGCGUUUCCAUCUACGGCAGUCUGGCGCUGACGGGCGAGGGCCACAUGACGCCGUCGGCCCUGCUGCUUGGACUCGAGAGCGCCGAUGUGGAGACGGUCGACACGGCGUACGUGCCGGAGAGAUUCACCGAGAUCAAGGCCACCAAGAAACUCUUCUUGGGCCAGGGUCUCUCGGAUGGCAAGGGAAAAGAGGUCGACUUUGACUAUGAGCGCGACUUUGUCUGGGAAUGGGGUCGCAAGUUGCCGAUGCACAGCAACGGCAUGCGUUUCACCGUCUUUGACGACGAGGGAUACGUCUUGGCGACAAAUGACAUGUUCAGCGUCGGCGGGGGUUUCGUCGUCAACGGCGCCCUGUCCAUCAACCCGGACGCGUCGCUGUCUUCAUCCUCCUCCUCGUCAAUGACGCAGGUGGAAAGCGCAGACGGUACGGCCGAGACGGCCGGAAGGCAUCCGGCCGACCUGGCGGAAAAUAUGUUUUACAAAGAGAUUCGGCGAUCCGAUGCUGCCGGGGACCGUCGGACCGGUGCCGAGGUCAAGCCCCUCGAUGAGGCAAAGGAAGACUCGAUGCUUCUCGAGGGCGCUCAAACGGGCUUGUCCCCCGUCGUUUCGACGGCUGAGAACGGCGUCGACGGCGGCGCCGAGCAUGGAUCCGAGAGCUCUACCAGCGAGUCUUCUGGCCCUCGUUAUCCGUUCCGAGAUGCCACGAGCUUGCUGGCGCUCUGCCGCAAGCACAACCUCACCAUCGCUCAGCUCGUGUACGAGAACGAGAAGAGCCAUGGCUACACCGACGAGGAAAUCUACCACAAGUUAUUCAAGAUUUGGCAAGUCAUGGACACCAGCAUCUUGGAGAGCGUGCAAGCCCCCUUGGACACCAAGCUCCCCGGUUCUCUCAAGCUCCAUCGCCGCGCACCGGCUCUGUACCGGAGGUUGACACGAGGACUCUACUCAACCGCCGGCCACACGUCGCCAAACCCUCUCGACAAGGGAGCGGGCGAAAAGGCAUCGUUGCCCGGCUCACCUGCUGGCUCGGCGUCCGCGUCCGCGCCGGCAACGAUAGGCAAAUCCAAGCCGCCCGGCCUGAGCGUCGGACGCCGCCCACCCCCCCGGAUCCUCGGCUCCCUCGACCACCCCAUCACACCCUCCCCCUCCCGCCGCACAACCUUCCCGACAAUGGACUACCUCACAGUCUACGCCAUCGCCGUCAACGAGACAAACGCCGCGGGCGGCCGCAUCGUCACGGCGCCCACCAACGGCGCAGCUGGCAUCAUCCCCGCCGUGCUCAAAUACACAAUCGAGUUCAUCUCUGACGACCCGGAGCGCGACAUCCCCACCUUUCUCCUCACCGCCGCCGCAAUCGGCAUGCUCUACAAGCGCGGCGCCACAAUCUCCGCCGCCGAGGGCGGCUGCAUGGCCGAGGUGGGCGUCGCCUGCUCCAUGGCCGCCGGCGCCUUCGCGGCCUGCAUGGGCGCCAGCCCCGAGGCCAUUGAGCAGGCCGCCGAGAUUGGCAUCGAGCACAACCUCGGACUGACGUGCGAUCCCAUCGGCGGGCUCGUGCAGGCGCCGUGCAUCGAGCGCAACGCGCUGGGCGCCAUCAAGGCCAUUUCGAGCGCCAACUUGGCGCUGAGCAGCGAGACGGGCACGCAAAAGGUGAGGCUGGAUGAUGCGAUCCGGGCGAUGCGGCUUACGGCCAAGGGGAUGCGGAACGAGUUCAAGGAGACUAGUCUGAGUGGACUGGCGACGAGCGUGCCUUUUAAUAUUCCCGUCAGUGUCCCUGACUGCUGA